CAACCCGAACUCUCUCACUACAGCUAUCAUCAAUCUCAGUAAUCUUCCCCUCCGUUUUCUCAGUUUCCAAACACUUAACUAAUCAUGGGUGUCUUCAAGUACGAGGCCGAGUACACCUCUGUUAUCGCCCCAGCUAGGUUGUUCAAGGCCUUCGUUCUUGAUGCUGAUAACCUCAUCCCCAAGAUUGCCCCAGAGGCAAUCAAGUCCGCUGAGAUCCUUGAAGGAGAUGGCGGUGUUGGAACCAUCAAGAAGAUCACCUUCGGAGAAGGUAGCUCCCACAGCUAUGUGAAGCACAGAAUUGAUGCCAUUGACAGCGAGAACUUCGUCUACAGCUACAGUGUGAUAGAGGGAGCUCCAGACGUAAUCGAGAAGAUCUGUUACGAGACUAAGUUGGUGGCGUCCGGCAGUGGUACCGUCAUCAAGAGCAGCAGUGAAUACCAUGUCAAGGGUGAUGUUGAGAUCAAGGAAGAGGAUGUCAAGGCCGGAAAAGAGAAGGCUUCUCACCUCUUCAAGGUCAUUGAGAAGUACCUCUUGGAGCACCAUGAUGCCUACAACUAAGUUUGGUUGAUGGUCUAAAACUACUGUAGUGGGUUUUAAGUCGCUCUCUUCCGACUUCAAAUAAUGGUGUGGUUGUCAUAUUACUCAUAUAUUUCCUGGUUUUAUUUUUGUCUUUGUCGGCUCAAUACUGUUUGGCUGAGCUUUUGAUUCAAGAGUGAGUGUUGUAUUUCUUUUCUCUUUGCAAUAAACGAAAUGAAAAUCAUGUUUACAUAUUACAAUUAAAA
Argentina anserina (silverweed cinquefoil) is the source of this 782-nucleotide messenger RNA. Its product is annotated as major strawberry allergen Fra a 1-3-like. Gene Ontology annotation, cellular component: cytoplasm; nucleus. Gene Ontology annotation, molecular function: signaling receptor activity; protein phosphatase inhibitor activity; abscisic acid binding. Bases 85 to 558 code for a protein of 157 amino acids. Gene Ontology annotation, biological process: abscisic acid-activated signaling pathway; defense response. The transcript is spliced from 2 exons. The record is from RefSeq and is a predicted model, not a curated record. NCBI's taxonomy places the organism in Eukaryota, Viridiplantae, Streptophyta, Magnoliopsida, Rosales, Rosaceae.